Messenger RNA from Nycticebus coucang (slow loris), 638 nucleotides. RefSeq names its product histone H3.3A-like. Gene Ontology annotation, molecular function: DNA binding; protein heterodimerization activity; structural constituent of chromatin. The transcript has a single exon. The annotation marks the transcript as partial. NCBI's taxonomy places the organism in Eukaryota, Metazoa, Chordata, Mammalia, Primates, Lorisidae. The record is from RefSeq and is a predicted model, not a curated record. Gene Ontology annotation, cellular component: nucleosome.
UAUACCCUGGCUGGUACAAAGCAGACUGCCCGCAAAUCCACUGGUGGUAAAGCACCCAGGAAGCAACUGGCUACAAAAGCCGCUCGCACGAGUGCGCCCUCUACUGGAGGGGUGAAGAAACCUCAUCUCUACAGGCCUGGUACUGUGGCACGACGUGAAACAAGACGUUAUCAGAAGUCCCUUGAACCUCUGAUUCGCAAACUUCCUUUCCAGCGUCUGGUGCGAGAAAUUGCUCAGGACUUUAAGACAGAUCUGCGCUUCCAGAGCGCAGCUAUUGGUGCUUUGCAGGAGGCAAGUGAGGCCUAUCUGGUUGGCCUUUUUGAAGACACCAACCUGUGUGCUAUCCAUGCCAAACGUGUAACAAUUAUGCCAAAAGACAUCCAGCUAGCACGCCGCAUACGUGGAGAAUGUGCUUAAGAGUCCACUAUGAUGGGAAAACAUUUCAUUAUAAAAAAAAAAAAAAAUUCUCUUCUUCCUGUUAUUGGUAGUUCUGAACGUUAGAUUUUUUUUUUCCCCAUGAGAUCAAAAGAUACUUAAGUAUAUGAUUGCGACUGGAAAAAUAGGGGACAGAAAUCAGGUAGUGGCAGGUUUUCCAUUUUCAUUUGUGUGUGAAUUUUUAAUAUAAAAUGCGGAAAUGU